Morone saxatilis (striped sea-bass) is the source of this 706-nucleotide messenger RNA. RefSeq names its product pancreatic progenitor cell differentiation and proliferation factor a (gene ppdpfa). The record is from RefSeq and is a predicted model, not a curated record. NCBI's taxonomy places the organism in Eukaryota, Metazoa, Chordata, Actinopteri, Moronidae. Gene Ontology annotation, biological process: cell differentiation; multicellular organism development.
GCACCUUAACAACCGCAUCCUAAUCCUCACAGGUUACCAUUUUCCAUCUUUCUGAGCGGUUUUUCCACCUAAGGUCGGGAGAAAAUGGCAGCAAUUCCAUCAAGUGGCUCCCUCAUCGCCACCCACGACUACUACAGAAGGCGCCUCGGGUCCGCCUCCAGCAACAGCUCUUGUGGUAGUGCAGAGUACACAGGGGAGGUCAUUCCACACCACCCAGGACUUCCAAGGCAAGAUUCUGGCCACUGGUGGACUUCGUUUUUUUUUGCAAAACCGAACCAGCCCGGCAUGCAGAACGGAUCUGAAAAUCAAAAAAACGGAACGUACACAGUGACCAACGGUCAGGUGACCUGCAUCGCCAGGGAAAUGGUUUUGAAAAGACAAAUCAGCGAAAGCAGUGAAAACGGAAAGUUGGAAGCAACCAGCCCUCCACCGACUUCCUCCUAGGCUCUAUUCCCCCCCCCCACAGGCCUCACAGUCACCCUCAGCUUGCUGUCUCAUUGUAGAGAGAUGGAGAUGAUGGCGGUGAUGAUGAUGGCGUUUGCUCUUUAGCCACUGGAGCUUGCUUUUCAUAUUUUGCCUCUGUAUAGUUUAUUUUUAUUAUGACCAAAAGCUUAAAAACAAAAAAAAGUAUGUAAAAAGUUUUUUCAUUUUGUCCUUUUUUGUGACUUGACACUGUUAAUAAUAAAUACAAUGCUUGCAGUCAUUA